Molecule: messenger RNA, 1426 nt
Organism: Callorhinchus milii (elephant shark)
Lineage: Eukaryota; Metazoa; Chordata; Chondrichthyes; Chimaeriformes; Callorhinchidae
Gene: tlx2
Product: T cell leukemia homeobox 2
Exons: 3
Coding region: 292-1203 (303 amino acids)
Biological process (GO): animal organ development; regulation of transcription by RNA polymerase II
Cellular component (GO): nucleus
Molecular function (GO): RNA polymerase II cis-regulatory region sequence-specific DNA binding; DNA-binding transcription factor activity, RNA polymerase II-specific
Source: RefSeq, a predicted model, not a curated record
CGCGCACAUAUAACACAUUUUUUUUUCUAAAAAAAUGCAAGAAAUGUUGUAAAGAUUGCAAUAAAACAAGCACUCCGCAUUUUGGAACAGAGGAAGGAACAAAAGAAGGAAAAUAAAAAAGAACGAAAGAAGGACGCGUCAGGUAACUAUUUGGUGGGAGUUUCUGUCAACCCGUCUACCAACUCCACACACACUCAUACUAAAAACUCAACCACACAUUUAACAAAUUGAAGACAAGGCAAACAAGAGAGAAGAAGAUAAAACUGAAGCAGCCGAGAGAGUGAGAGAGACAUGGAGCAUCAUGCAUCGAUGGAGCAAAUCAGCCAAACUCACCCUCAACACGAACCCAUCAGCUUCGGUAUCGACCAGAUCUUGAACACCAGCGACCCUGGCUGUUGCAUGCACCCGGGUCAGAGAGCUCCUGAGACGGAUUACCACUUUGGGACGCACCCCUAUGGCUCUCAUGCCAAUACCCACUGCAUUAACUCCUAUGGCAGUAACGCUUGUGGCAUGGCUGGGCUGCCGAGUUCCUUCAACGUUAACAUGAGCAUUAAUAUGAAUGUGAAUAUGAACGCUGGCUCUGGGGUUAUCAGAGUGCCGGCACACAGACCCAUGCCCCCACCCCCUCCCCUCUCGGCUGGGAUGCCCACUGUGCCCAGUAUGACUAGCAGUCUGGCCAACUUGUCCACUGUAACCUUCCCCUGGAUGGAGAACAGCAGGCGCUUCGCCAAAGACAGGCUAACAGCCGCCCUCUCCCCCUUCGCUGCUGCCCGCCGGAUCGGGCACCCCUACCAGAACCGCACGCCGCCCAAACGAAAGAAACCGCGUACUUCCUUCAGCCGAAUGCAGAUCUGCGAACUGGAGAAGAGGUUCCACAGGCAGAAGUACCUGGCGUCAGCUGAGAGAGCCACGCUGGCCAAAGCCCUGAAGAUGACAGACGCUCAGGUCAAAACCUGGUUCCAGAACAGGAGGACCAAGUGGAGGAGGCAAACAGCGGAGGAGAGGGAGGCUGAAAGACAACAAGCAAACAGGAUAUUGGCUCAACUACAACAGGAAGCAUUUCAGAAAUCGCUGAACCAGCCCAUUCAGGCAGAUCCUGUGUGUCUGCACAAUGCUUCUCUCUUCGCUCUUCAGAACUUACAACCUUGGGCUGAAGACAGCACCAAAAUCACAUCAGUGGCCUCAGUAGCAUCAGUGGUGUGAGAAACUCAAAGACAUAUUACCUUCCCACUUUUUUUCAGGUUUUUCUCCCCACCACACACCACUCCUUGCUCGUUCCCAAAACAAUCCCCCAAAGACUUUGAACCUUCUUACCAAAAUAUCCUGCACAUUACUCUAUAUCGAUCGGGAGAAUUGUGUGCUUUUUUUAUUGGAAAAAAUAUUAUGAGAAAAGUGAACGGUGCAAAAAAAUAAUUUUACUUGUUAA